UGUGAAAACGCCGAGUUUCUGACUGCGGCACAUUUAGCUCCACCUCCACGCGGCUCCACAACAAUCCUCGGAUGUGACCCCCCUCUGCCAGAGAAAAAGUCCCGGGCUCUGUUGACCUGGACAGGAAGCGUCCACUUCCUCUGGCCCCCACCUCAGUCUGACUCAGCUGACAACAAGGCCGCGGCAGAAGGAGCCCAGUGGCCGUUGGCUGCUGGGAAGAGGGACCUUGAGUUCCUGCUUCUGCCUGUGGGGGGAGUGGUUUCACACCAAUACAACAGGUUGUGUGUGUAAUUAUUACUAAUUACUAAUGUUUACCCGUCCAUAAACGGGUGGAAGGAAGCUCUGCGAUGAACCAGCGGAUGGGUCAAAGGUCAGCGGUGGAAGGUGGUGAGGGUGCAGGGGCUGUUCCCAGAAUAAACUUCAGCUGCUGCAUCAGAAACCCGGGCGUCGGUUUGAUGCUCACAGACAUCAGAGGUCGUGGACGGCGUUGUCCUGGAAACCGGCCCAUCACCCUCCUCCUUCUGCCCCUGGUUCCGCUGCCACAGCUGGAGCAGCUGAGCUCAGGAAACAACGGGUGGAUGCCUGAAUAAAGGCUUUAACCUCCUGAAGGCAGCGUCAUCUCACAAGUCUGACCCAGUUCGCCAGAACACAAGGUCAGUGCCACAGCUCAGCCGCCAUUUGGCAAAUGAGAGUUACACAAUUUUGAUUUAGUCCGAAAGCUCAGAGAGAUUAAGUCCUGCAGAAAUCCUCCUGUGACGGAUGGUCCAACACGUCUGAUCAAAGUGAUCAGAGCGAACCCGACCGGUUCUGUGCCGUGGGCAUCACUGUUUCCAAGGCAACGGCACAGAACCAGAACCAUUCUUUGAUUGAGAGUAGGGAAUGAAGCACAGCAGCAGGACGCCACGGGCCUCGUUCUUCAAGCCGGGCCUGCGUCUGAAGCUGCAGGAAAUGGGCCUAAAGCGCUGACAGGUCUCAUUCCAUCAGAAUCUCUGUGGUUCUGCUGCUGCCUCACUCUGAUGCUGAUCAUAUGGUUUCACAGUGUAAAUGAAGUGUCACCUGCUUCCUGUCGGUAAAGCUCCGCCUACCUGUCAAUCAUCAUACCCGUCACUGUCGGUUCUGCGUCUGGUUUCCUUCACGUCUUCUCAUGUUUCACCAGCUGAGUCAUGACAACAGUCAUAUUCAGUUCAUACGUCCACAAACUGAUCACUGCAGACAGGAUCCAACAACACAAAGCCAAGGAACCCUCCGCCGACCCGGCAGGAGUCAGGAGCUUUUCAUUUGUUUCUACGGUUGAACCAGGGAAGAUUUGCUGAUUAAAGGCUCUGACGGGAUCAAUGUGGUGCAUUUAGGCUCCAACGCUUUGGUCCCUCCAUUAGUGAGAGUGUUCAUCCUCAUCAGCGUUUAUCAGUGCAAUGACCUGACACACACACACACACACACACACACACACACACACACACACACACACAUUUAUAAACGCUCGUCUGCUUCUCCUGCCUCUGAUUGAACUAUUGGGAGAGGCACACAAACGCUGCAGGGCUCGGUUCUGAGCCACAGGAGUCAGUUUAAAAACACAUGUUGAUGCUGCUGGCUUGAUCUGCAUGUGAUCAGCUGAGUCCCCCUCAGUGGAUCAGAACCCCUGAAGACUGAAUGGAGUGAUUGGAUCUGGUAGUGGCUCUGGUUGGUUCCUGACCCGUCCAGGUAAGAGAAGCUCUGGGCCGCUCUCGUUCAUGACAAUGACAUGUAAAUUACAUGUUCAGCUGUGGUUCUGAGCCAAAAGCUACUUUAAACGUGUCUAGAUCGGGUCACGUGACCGAGGCUGUUUUCUUUAUUGAGCGUUUCUCGCCUGUCAAUCACCCGCCCACACACCGAGUGCGCGAGGAGGAGGGAGAAAGAGAAGCGGCGAUGAGCGGCGCGAGCAGCGCGCUCCUGACGGCCACGCGGCAAAGCGUCGCGGACGGCGGCUCGGCGGCGGAGCAGCGGCUGACGGCGCUUCCUGCGUCCGCACACACGGUCGCCAUGGUGCCCAGGUCCAGGGUCCCGUUCCCCACGGUGGACGUUCCUGACCACGCCCACUACACCAUUGGCUCUGUCAUCCUCGCCAUCGGCAUCACCGGUCUGGUCGGCAACUUCCUGGUCAUUUACGCCUUCAGCAGGAGUCGCAGCCUGAGGUCACCGGCCAACAUGUUCGUCAUUAACCUGGCCGUCACAGACCUGCUGAUGUGUGUCACCCAGACGCCCACGUUCUUCAUCACCAGCAUGAACAGGAGGUGGAUUUUUGGAGAGAGAGCCUGCGAGCUCUAUGCCUUCUGUGGCGCUUUGUUCGGUAUCUGCUCCAUGAUCACGCUGACGGUGAUCGCCGUUGACCGAUACUUUGUCAUCACGCGACCUCUGAGCUCCAUCGGUGUGUUGUCAAGGAAGCGGGCCCUCCUCAUCCUCACGGCGGCUUGGACCUACUCUCUGGGUUGGAGCCUGCCGCCAUUUUUUGGCUGGAGCGCCUACGUCCCUGAAGGGCUGAUGACGUCCUGCACGUGGGACUACAUGACCUUCACCCCGUCCGUGCGAGCCUACACCAUGCUGCUCUUUAUCUUCGUCUUCUUCCUGCCGCUCUUCAUCAUCAUCUGCUGCUACAUCUUCAUCUUCCGCGCCAUCCGCUCCACCAACCGGGCCGUGGGGAAGAUGCACGGCAGCAGCCGUGACUCCAUGAAGAGCCUCCACCGCCUGCAGAACGAGUGGAAGAUGGCCAAGAUCGCCCUGAUGGUCAUCCUGCUCUACGUGGUGUCCUGGUCCCCGUACUCCACGGUGGCUCUGACCGCCUUCGCCGGCUACGCAGACAUGCUGACCCCCUACAUGAACUCUGUGCCCGCUGUCAUCGCCAAGGCGUCGGCCGUCCACAACCCCAUCAUCUACGCCAUCACUCACCCCAAGUACCGGCUGGCGUUGGCCAAGUACAUCCCCUGCCUCGGCGUCCUGCUCUGCGUUCGCCCUCGCGACCUCCGCUCCGCCAGCAGCAGCUUUGUGUCCACGCGCCGCUCCACCGUGACUAGCCAGACCUCGGACGUCAGCGGCCAGUUCAGACGGCAGAGCACGGCCAAGUCCCGGCUGUCCUCCGCCUCCGACAGCGAGUCGGGUCUGACCGACAUCGAGGCCGAGCUGUCCACUACGGGCUCCAGGCUCGCUAGCCGCCAGGUCUCCUGUGACAUCAGCAGAGACACGACGGAGCUCCCGGACUUCAAACCCUCAUCCAGCUUCAAGUCCAAGCUGAAGAGCCGCGACUCUGGCAUCUUUGAAAGGACAUCCUACGACACCGACAUCUCCACGACCGCAGUCACUGAGCGCAGCAGUAACGUCAACAGCGGGGACGCGGCAGACGGGCAGCUGAUGAGCGGCGCCGUCGCUCGGAUCCCGAGCAUCGUCAUCACCGCGGAGACCGGGCCCUUCCUCGCCCCUGGACACGGCGGCUCCCGCAGAGCCCGGCCCAAAGCGGCAGAGGGUGGUUCUGGGUGGACCCAGCUGAGCGCCUGA
Betta splendens (Siamese fighting fish) is the source of this 3525-nucleotide messenger RNA. It is a transcript of the gene opn4a, whose product is annotated as opsin 4a (melanopsin). Gene Ontology annotation, biological process: G protein-coupled receptor signaling pathway; visual perception. The record is from RefSeq and is a predicted model, not a curated record. NCBI's taxonomy places the organism in Eukaryota, Metazoa, Chordata, Actinopteri, Anabantiformes, Osphronemidae. Gene Ontology annotation, cellular component: membrane. The transcript is spliced from 11 exons. The coding region runs from base 1753 to 3525 and encodes 590 amino acids. Gene Ontology annotation, molecular function: G protein-coupled receptor activity.